Messenger RNA from Schistosoma spindalis, 1086 nucleotides. The record is from the annotation of a GenBank genome assembly. Lineage: Eukaryota; Metazoa; Platyhelminthes; Trematoda; Strigeidida; Schistosomatidae.
GGUCAUUGAAACGAAACGGCGGGCAGGUUUGAACGAGUCUACCGUUUUUCCAGUGCCGCACAAUUAAUUCCUCAUGUGGCAUUAUCCCGUUUGGUUGUUUGCAAUUUUCCAUCUUAGCAAGUCUUAUGGUUACGUUAUCGAAGGUACUGUUGUAAUGCCUCCUGAAGCUCCUACGGACUGGCAUGUCAACACAAGAAUUAACAUAGCUGGUGAUCAGUUCGUUGGUUUUGUGAAAGCAGACGGUAAUUUCGAAGUGACUAAUGUUCCAUCUGGAUCAUAUAUAGUUGAAGCCAUCAAUCCAGUCUAUUAUUUCCAGGGUGUUCGGGUUGACAUAAGUUCUAAAGGUCGUAUUCGCGCGCGUCAGCUAAAUGCACCACAGCCCAAUGCUGUUAAAGAACUCCCGUAUCCCUUACGUCUUUCCAGUUCUGGAAGAGCAGUCUACUUCAAGGCACGUGAACAACUACGUACUUUAGAUCUAUUAUUCAAUCCAAAUGUUCUUUAUGUGUUAGUUCCAUUAUUACUGGUUGUGAUAUUGACAAAAUUAGUGAAUACUAAUGAUCCUACUGUACAAAAAGAAAUGCAACAAAUGAAUAUUCUUAAUCCACAACAACAAUUACCUGAUAUGAGUGAAUUCCUUUCGUCGCUGUCUUUAUUCGGUGGAAAUACUAAGAAGACCACUCCGACAACAGUAAAUAAACGAAAAUCGUCAGAGAAGCAUCGCCAAAUUACGAAUAGUGCAGGGAUUUCUGAGAGUUCAAGUCAAUACACCACCGUCGGUAACACUAGUAGUCCCACUUCAAGUUCAUCGAAUUCAACAACAAAACGAACAACAACAAAGGCAAGAAAAACUGAAUAAACAAGCUGAUAUAUAUAUAUAUAUAUAUUACAAAGUAACUGAUUUACCAAAAUUAUUUUUUAUUUGUAUUUGAAUGAAGAAAGAAAACGACUCAUUUUCACCUGCUCAUCUAUUUUGUUUUCCUUCCUUUCAAUGUUUAUCUUACAAUAAUGAAUGUUUUUUAUUCGAAGUGUUUUUUUAGCCAGUAUAGUUGCUUUCUCAAAUUUACUCCCUAUUCCAUAGUCAGUCGU